Molecule: messenger RNA, 1315 nt
Organism: Tigriopus californicus
Lineage: Eukaryota; Metazoa; Arthropoda; Copepoda; Harpacticoida; Harpacticidae
Gene: beta3GalTII
Product: beta-1,3-galactosyltransferase 6-like
Exons: 1
Coding region: 143-1141 (332 amino acids)
Biological process (GO): glycosaminoglycan biosynthetic process
Cellular component (GO): membrane
Molecular function (GO): UDP-galactosyltransferase activity
Source: RefSeq, a predicted model, not a curated record
CCGAUCCCCUCCAAAGAGUCAUCUCCCCCUUGGAAACGAGAUUAUAGAUUGCUUUUUCUUCUUUUUUUUUUCUUCGCAUUUUGCUCUCAUUUCCAAGGGGACCCACGUAUUUUUCUGAACUUUCAGGGUCCAUGCUUCAAGAAUGAGUUUGAUCAAUGUGAGACUCUUGCGUACUCCCACUUUAGCAUUGUCAUGCUUGCUGUUCUUUGCUCUGGGCAAUUUUAUCGCACAUCAAUUUCAAGCUCAAUCUGGUUGCAUUCAUCAGUUGGAUCCUGGACAUGAGGCCCUCAGUGAGUUGAGAGAGGGAUAUCAUGGUCUCAAGACCCAAAAGACAUUCCUGUUAGUGAUGAUCCUUUCGAGCCCUUCAAAUGUGGAGCGUCGAAAAGCCAUUCGACAAACUUGGUUGAACUUGGCUCCGAAUGUGAAAGCUGAAGUGCUACCGUUGUUUGUCUUGGGGGAUUUGACCCUCGCCACCAAAGAAGAGGAGUUGAUCCAAAGCGAAAAUUUAGCUUACAAAGACCUCUUGAUAUUGCCCGUGGAAGACGCUUUCGAUUUGCUCACCAAGAAAGUGCUCGCUACUCUGGUUCAACUUGAUCGGAAUGUGCAAUUUAAGUACUUGUUAAAAGUCGACGAUGAUACCUAUGUGGAUGUGCCGAAAAUGUUGGACGAACUGAAGAAUUCAAACUAUGAGAGUGCUUUAUACUGGGGCCUUUUUGAUGGCCGUGCUCCCGUGUUCCGCUCACCAAGGAGCAAAUGGCAAGAAGCUGACUACUUUUUGUGUGACAAGUACAUUCCGUAUGCCCUGGGUGGCGGGUACGUGCUCUCGCAGGACUUAGUGCAUUUCAUUGCUGAGAACGCCGAUCUCUUAAAGCUGUAUAAGAACGAGGAUGUCUCGGUAGGAACGUGGUUGGCUCCUCUCAAAGUGAAUCGUGUUCAUGAUACUCGAUUUGAUACCGAGGCCCGAUCUCGAGGUUGUUCCAAGGAGUUCAUUGUCACACACAAACAGUCAGUGGAGAAUAUGAGGGACAAGCAUCGCCAUUUGACUGAGAAGGGCACCUUGUGCGACGGAGAUCCCCAUCUGAUUCCAAUUUACGAAUACAACUGGAAAGUUCCGCCGUCCAAGUGUUGUGAACGGCCUUGAAUUGUUCAGGUGGCCUUGAUACCAAAAAUCAAAACUCGUGCUCGUCACAAUAAGAGGCAUUUUCCGCAAAUAGCUAUGCUUCCAAUACGAUGCCGGAUACGGCUCACUCGUUCGGAAAUAUGAAACAGAAGCGUUUAGGCAUUGCUCUCUGUGAAAUAUAUUUCUUUCACAUAA